Molecule: messenger RNA, 2114 nt
Organism: Exaiptasia diaphana
Lineage: Eukaryota; Metazoa; Cnidaria; Anthozoa; Actiniaria; Aiptasiidae
Product: T-box transcription factor TBX20
Exons: 7
Coding region: 672-1784 (370 amino acids)
Biological process (GO): regulation of transcription by RNA polymerase II; positive regulation of DNA-templated transcription; cell fate specification
Cellular component (GO): nucleus
Molecular function (GO): RNA polymerase II cis-regulatory region sequence-specific DNA binding; DNA-binding transcription factor activity, RNA polymerase II-specific
Source: RefSeq, a predicted model, not a curated record
UCCAAGUGCUUAACACUACUGUCUGCCAUGGGCUAAUAUUAAACGAUUCUCGUCAUCAGUUUCGCAGGAAGCAGAUAUUACAUCAUUACAACAUUUCCAUAAGUCAGGAAUCCCGGCGUCAAAGGUGAAGCGAGAAUUCCGUACAUCCCAUUCAAACAUAAGGCGUGAUAAUUGAUUCCCUGUGCUUUUAAUUAACACUUAUUAACGGCAGAAGUGUUACUUAAACAGCUUUGACUUCUUCUCGUAAAUUAUCUCCAAAGCCUAACAUGAAAUCCACUCGCUUCACUUGAAAAGUCAGGAUUUCAGCUCAGAAGUUCGUUUCAUUUAGUUCAAGUUUACCAUCCUCCAGCGAAAUGCACUAGAGGCGUGGCCUCGUCACGUGAUGGACAGAUGACAGUAUUCGCCUUUCAGCUGUUUGUUCUCUUGUCCAAUCAGCGAGCACGGUGAUUUUGGCGACGACACGACGCUCAGUUAAAAGGGCCUCUUAAUUGAUUGUUUGCUAUGGCUAGAAUUCACUUAUUACUUCACCGUUUUACCUUGUACAACCCCAUCACUCUGUCAGUGUGCAGGUCAGCUGAAACACAACUCCCCGUUUUACUCGUAGGCGCCAGGUCUUGGAAACGCAUCAUCAACUUAUUUCUCCUGCAUAACUACCUCCUGUGGAUUGUCCAAUGGCUUCUGUCGCGRUCAAGAGAACUUUAUUAAGCACCAAGGCCAAGGCAUUUUCCAUUGCUUCCUUAGUGGAUGAAGGGAAAGACUCUGAGUGUGGACAGCCUGAUGACAAGAAAACCCCUGAGGAAGGCGCCCCUUCUACCAGCAAGAAACGAAAACUCUUAGACUAUGAUACGGAUCAUGAAGAAAAAGUUCUGAAGCCCCAAGCUAUACUCGAGGGAAGAGAGCUAUGGGAAUGCUUCUACCGUCUUGGUACAGAAAUGAUUAUAACCAAAAGCGGAAGACGUAUGUUCCCACCGCUGCGAGUAUCGUUUACUGGACUAGACACCAGCCAAUCAUAUGCCGUGGUUUUAGAUAUUGUACCAUUAGAUAAUAAACGACAUCGCUACUCGUAUACCGACUCGGCAUGGUUCGUGGCUGGCGAAGCUGACCCUACCCCACCCCGCAGGGUAUACACCCAUCCAGAAUCACCCUUCACCGGAGAAGAACUCGCCAGACAGGUGCUAUCAUUUGAGAGAGUGAAACUCACCAAUAACCCAAAGGACUCAAAUGGCAAUAUAAUCCUGAAUUCGAUGCACAAGUACCAACCACGCGUACACUUGAUUCAAAACGCAUCAGAUACCAGCGUCUCAGAACAAGAUCUGGAAAAGGCCGAUACYUUUGUUUUUCCAGAAACGGCAUUCAUGGCAGUCACCGCUUAUCAAAAUCAUCUGAUCACGCGAUUAAAGAUAUACAGUAACCCAUUUGCAAAAGGAUUUCGAGAUACCACAAGGCUACUUCCGAAUUUUGAAGAGGAUGGUUAUGUGAUGCAAAGUGAUGACUAUUCACGAUGCUGUGACUCCAUUGACGGGAUGUGCUGCCAUUUAUCAGGACAGUUAAACUGCUAUCAUGAUGUACGAGACGCCAUCGAUCCUCGACUACUUACGUCACAAGACGCACGAUGGGCAUGCGCAGAUGAUUGUUGCUCAGGUAGUGAUUUCCCAUGGCGAUCACCUCGUGGRCCCAGCCUUGGAUACGCACGCUCUCUGGAUUUCUAUUCCAGUGAUGGGACGCCGUAUACCCUGCUWAGCUGUUCAACUGCAUUAGCUGAUGAACGGCUGAGAGAUUAUUGAAAUACAAACAAUUAUUGACACUUAAAGUAGUGCUGGAGUAYGGCURUCGAUGUGUUCACCGUAAAUCACUAACGUGYRUCUCUAUAGAUCGAUCUGGCGCACGUCCGACCAUUUGACGCACAAUGACAAAUUGCUCAUCGAAAACACUCGAUGCUUGUUCUAUUAUGAUGUAAAAAAGGGAUGAUAUAUUUAACAUUACACUUAAUGUAAAUAACUAUUUAACGAGACAGCGAAAGAAUGUCUUAGUAGAGUUUCAUAAACACUGUUAUGGUUGUGUUAUCUUAAAAAAACAUCAGUUCUUGUUUUGUAAAUAAAUUCUUUAUAAUCUCA